This is a messenger RNA of Pichia kudriavzevii, 1551 nucleotides long. RefSeq lists its product as uncharacterized. The transcript has a single exon. The coding region runs from base 1 to 1551 and encodes 516 amino acids. Lineage: Eukaryota; Fungi; Ascomycota; Pichiomycetes; Pichiales; Pichiaceae. Gene Ontology annotation, molecular function: glucan exo-1,3-beta-glucosidase activity. Gene Ontology annotation, cellular component: extracellular region; cell surface. The record is from RefSeq and is a predicted model, not a curated record. Gene Ontology annotation, biological process: glucan catabolic process.
AUGAUUGUUUCCGAAUCUUCAAUGAGAAAUGCCGUUCUCUUUUAUCUCUGUCUGAUUUGGCUACUGCCGGUUUCUGCAAAACAGAACCAAACGCUGUUUCAUUUCUCCCCCAACGUAGAUGCUUUCUACAGAGAGCAAGAACUUUCCGAAAGGAGAAAUAAUAGUUGUAUAAUGGGUAUUCCUGGAGUGAAGUGUGUAAACUAUUUCAACCGUGAAUGCUUCCACUGUAGUUCCAUUUCAAGAACAAGCGAUCAAGAAAAUCAGCUUAUUAUUGUUAGCAAGGAAAAUAAAAAAGAGGCACUCCAGAGCAACAAUAGGUUUUUUAAUGAACACUCCAAUAAGCAAAGGAGCUACUAUAAUAUUGAAAAGACUGGACCAAAAUACAACUACAAGAGAGAUAAAGUUAUUGGUGUCAACUUGGGUGGUUGGUUAGUCACAGAACCAUUUAUAACCCCAUCUUUAUAUGAAGCUGCAUCCAAAGAUGGUACAGAGGCCGGGACACCGAUAGAUGAGUACAAUUAUUGUCUACAGCUAGGCCCAGAUAUUUCAUUUCAGAGAUUGAAACACCAUUGGGAGACAUGGAUAACUGAGGAUGAUUUUAUUAAGAUAAAGAGUUACGGCUUCAACUCUGUGAGGUUGCCUAUUGGAUAUUGGGCAUUUGCACAUCUGAUAGAUGAUCCUUAUGUUUUUGGACAAGAAGAAUACUUAGAAAAAUCGAUUGAGUGGUGUAGAAACCAUGGAUUGAAACUUUGGAUUGAUUUGCAUGGUAUUCCUGGUUCGCAAAAUGGAUUUGAUAAUUCUGGAAGGAGAGAUCAUCUUCAAUGGAUGAAUCCCAUUACAAAUUACAACCUCGGUUUGGAGGUUAUUCGAUAUAUCUUUGAAAAAUAUGGAGAUGACCAAUAUUCAGAUGUUGUCAUUGGAUACCAAAAUUUGAAUGAACCCUUACAUAAUGUAUAUCAACCAGAAAACAUAAUUAAAUUCGACAAGGAAGCUUAUAAACUGUUACGUCAAAUAACCAACAACUAUUUUGUGUACCACGAUUCAUUUUUAGAUGUUGAAUUUUGGGAAGCCUAUCUAUUAGAACCGGAAUUUAUCCACACUGUUCUUGACCAUCAUAGAUACCAAGUCUUUGAAACGCAUUUGCUAAAGUAUACGGUUGAUGAACAUCUUGAAGCGUUGAAGAAGCAUGUAUCAAGAUACAUGGCUGUUGAUAAACUACAGGUGAUUGGAGAAUGGUCGGCAGCUCUUACUGAUUGUGGAAAAUGGCUCAAUGGAGUUGGAAGGGGUGCAAGAUACGAUAAUACCUAUGCUGGAACAGGCGUGAUUGGUGAAUGUAAAUACAGUGAUGAUCCGAGCAAGCUGACAGAUCAAGACCGUGACAAUACGAGAAGGUUUAUAGAAGGCCAGCUAGAUCUAUACAGUAAAGUCGAUGGGUUUUUCUUCUGGACGUACAAGACCGAGAGUGCCAUUGAGUGGAGUAUGAAAGACCUUUUGGAGAUUGGACUCUUCCCACAACCAUUGAGCGAUCGCAAGUACCCAAAGAUUGCGUAA